Lineus longissimus is the source of this 3207-nucleotide messenger RNA. RefSeq lists its product as uncharacterized. Gene Ontology annotation, biological process: sodium ion transmembrane transport. NCBI's taxonomy places the organism in Eukaryota, Metazoa, Nemertea, Pilidiophora, Heteronemertea, Lineidae. Gene Ontology annotation, molecular function: ligand-gated sodium channel activity. The transcript is spliced from 12 exons. Gene Ontology annotation, cellular component: plasma membrane. The record is from RefSeq and is a predicted model, not a curated record. Bases 291 to 3119 code for a protein of 942 amino acids.
GUUCAUGUUGUCCCUGGUGAUCAAACAUCAGUGUGAUGACGUAUCUGUGGUUCCGAACACUGAGAGGAGCAGGCGAAACAAUUUACGCAUCGGAGCCAAAUAUCUAUUCUGACAACCAAGACUCCUCAUCAAAUGUGAUGUUUGUAGUGGCAAUUAUAUAAUUGGGUGAUUGCAAUGGGUAACUGAAGCCUGCCCCAGCGCAGAGACUCGAGUGUGGCACUGAUGGAUGUUGGUACAAUGGUAGAAAGUUAUUUCAAUACCCAAGAGUUCAUUGCUAUUAUCAGGUUGAAAUGUCAGGCCAGGUUGACGAACUGACUAACAAGUCUCAUAACUGGAGAGAAAUCGUGAACGCGUUCACUCAGAAUACCACAGUCCAUGGUGUCCGGUAUCUUUACGACAUCUCCUCUCCAUCCAUAUGUCGAAGGCUCAUAUGGUUGGUGAUCUUCUUCACAUCUGCCGGCUUCUUCGUCAAUCAAGUGGUGAAGAGCGUGAUUCACUUUAAGGAGCGGCCAAUGACGGUCAAGGUGGAGGUGAACUUCAAUGACACGCUCAGGUUCCCUGGAGUGGUCCUCUGCAACCAAAAUGCCUUCAGGGUGACAGAGGCUGAACGCAAUGACUUUAAACCGAUUCUUGACGAAUACUACGGGGCGAACAGCACGAAAGAGAAGCUGGAUGUGUUGAUUAAGUAUGAAAUGGAGGAGCAAAGCAUGAGAGACCUGAUGGUCCUCACCCGGCAUCGCUCUGAUGACAUGAUCGUCAGAUGCCAAUGGAGGAACGAGGAAUGUGGCUUCUGGAACUUCUCCACUAUCAUCACCGACCACGGCGUCUGUUACUCCUUCAACAUGGACGAGGAUAAGGAACCGCUUUACAUGAACGAGUCCGGUCGUUCGACAGCCCUUCAGCUGACCCUGAACAUUGAACAGUACGAGAACAUGAUCGGCCCUCACUUCGCGGCGGGCGUGAAGCUGCUGCUUUGCGACGAGAAGGACAUUGAGAUAUUUCAAGGUCAUGGUCAAGGACUUGCUGCUGGCAAACAUACAUUUAUUGGGACGAAGGUCGUCGUGGUGGAGCGACUGACACCAAACUGCACCAACGAGGCUGCUUUAGACUUCUACCCCUAUUAUUCUGAGAGAGCGUGCUAUGUGGAAUGCUUCUCCAAAUUCUUCAUAAAAAAAGCUGAAUGCCAAGCACCCUACAUGAAGAGUCCUGACACACGAUUCUGCAAUUUUUAUGAGUACACCAUGUUCCACGCUGACCUGAAAGAUCAGUUCCACGACAUCCGGGACAAACUGUGCGAUUGCAAGCUCCCCUGUCAGAGCACCACCUACAAGCCCACCUUUUCCUACCUGAAGGCUUCCGAGUUCGACAUCGAGAAGAUCCUGUCGAAUUCGGGAGAUCUGCAGAAGAAGCACGCCAAAGCGAGAGAUGCCCUUCAGACGACCAAGGCUGAAGACUGGAAGAAGGAUGAGAUUCUCCUGGCACCGUUCAGGAAAUUGAUGGAUAAAACUGAGCUGUUGAUCUUGGAGGAAAUCGGUCAGAUGUUGGCUCGAAACAGGCGCGAGGCUCACGAACUUUUGAGGCAGACGACGGUAAUAUAUGAAACUGUAAAAGACUCCAUUGACUUUCAAAACUUUGUCGUGAAUAAAAACUUCUACCGGUACGUUAUUGCAAAGGACCAGCUCCAUUUUUCAGUCGUAUCGGACCAAUAUUUAGAUUUUCUGGCGCGAUAUUCGAAAAGUAUUGAACUGAUGGCCUCACUCCCUGAAAUCGGACAUGAGACGCGUCGCGCGGCCAUUUUGGAUUCCUUGACCACAGAAUUAAACGCCAAAGCCUUGCAGCUGGAGAGCACAUUCAGGGUCAUCGUUUAUUGUCGAAAUGUCUACAGGAAAGGUCGCCCCCAGUUCUUGGAAUAUCAAUACAAAAACAUGGACGCGCACUCACGUGAUCUCAUCAUCCCACACGCCUUGCUCCGGAAAACCGUCACACAGACAGAUUUUCUGCCCAACCCUGAUUACGCAAUGCCUUAUGUUGUUUCGAAUCUCAAUCAGACAAUCCAUAGUCUGAGAAAGGUAUACAACAGAUUCAAGAGGUUCUUACGAGAGUCCUACAACUCUGGCACUUUGGAUGAUGGGAAAAUGAAGAGCAUUGGCAAUGACUACAUUCAAACUGUCGCCCAUUUCAACAGCAAUCGUAGCAUCAUGAUGAACGACAUUUUCAAGUCUCCAAUCGACAAAAUGGCGGAGCGAGAAGAAAGUAUUUCAAGUUUGUGGCAGACUGUCAAGGAUAGUUUCGGCCAGGUGAUGCAGUACUUGGAUUCUCUUGAUAGCAUAUGGAAACAAACGGUCCGAGAAACUUGGCCAAAUAUUGAAAACUUGAAGAGUAAGACAGAGGAGUACAGCAAGGAGUUCGAGAUUACUGCCAGGCUCAUUGGGAAAAGCGAACUAGCCAAGGCCUUCGUGGACCUGGAUACACAUGAUGCGGUCAAAGCGUUGAUGGAGUUCAACGAUAACAUCAUGAUUGGUUUCCCCAACGUCAUUAGCAGCUGGCGCUCGAUCUACAAACAGUUUGCUGACAAGUUAUUGCGGGAGAAAAUCACCAAGGACAAGUUUCUCAAAAAGUAUCUCCAAGCACAUCACCCUGAGCUGACCUCGAUGAAGAAGUUCCCCAACAGUUCCCUGGCGGCCACAGUGACACGCCUGAAGCAGAAGACGGUCGAGUGGUCCAACUUUUCGGAGAUUAUUCAGGAUACGAUCGAGCCGUUUCAUGAGGCUUUUCUGGCUGUAGUCGCCAAUGUCGAGAUUUAUAUGAAAGAUAAUGAAAUAGGGGCAAAGUUCUACACGGACAACUAUCUUUCGCUGUCAAUCUACUUUGAGGAUCUCAACUACGAGUUGAUCGAGCAACAAGAAGCUUAUACCCUCACAGCUCUACUGAGUGACAUUGGGGGUUCCAUGGGUCUGUUCGUAGGAGGAAGCGUUCUGAGCGUCUUUGAGCUGCUGGACGUAUUCUUAUACAAUGGUCUGGUCCACGCCAAGGCGGGCAAGAAGAGGAGGCGGCAGCAAUCACUACAGCAACAUGAGCAGCUGCAGCAACAGCUGCAACAACAACUGCAGCAGGAAUAACUGUAGCGAGAGCGCCUGCAGCAGGAAUAACUGUGGCGAGAGCGACUGCAGCAGGAAUAACUGUGGCGAGAGCGACUGCAGCAGGAAU